Manacus vitellinus (golden-collared manakin) is the source of this 2191-nucleotide messenger RNA. Its product is annotated as ATPase family AAA domain-containing protein 2-like. NCBI's taxonomy places the organism in Eukaryota, Metazoa, Chordata, Aves, Passeriformes, Pipridae. Gene Ontology annotation, cellular component: nucleus. Gene Ontology annotation, biological process: positive regulation of transcription by RNA polymerase II. The record is from RefSeq and is a predicted model, not a curated record. Gene Ontology annotation, molecular function: chromatin binding; ATP binding; histone binding. The transcript is spliced from 17 exons. Bases 1 to 2148 code for a protein of 715 amino acids.
AUGAUGUUUAAAGGUCUGUUCCAAGCCAAAUCAUUCCAUGAUUCUGUGAUUAUGAAGUGCUGGGCUGCAGGUGCCCUCCACAGUAGAGUCCCACGAGGAUUGGAUGUGAUGGAGCCUGGAACCUUGGUGAGGGGGUGUUGCCAAGCAACCUCGUGGAAUCUCUGUAAACACUCCACUGCAGUUGGUAACACAGUAUCCCUUCCUGUCAUUCUGCCUGCAUGGGAAAGCCUCAAUAUGGGAAGAACUAACACAGAAAAAACUAACAAUCCAGUGGUUUCAUCAGGACAUGAAGCAGAAGGUGUUGGUCAACGACGCUCCAUUCGACAGAGGAAAGCUGUUGAGCGCUAUCAAGCUCCUUUGGAAAAUCUAGGAAAACAUAAGAUAAUUUUUUCCACCUGUACUUCACCUGUCAGACAAAGAGAUUCAUGUAAAAGAACUAAAAGAUCUCUUUCGGUCAACUCUCGGAAAGACAACUUAAAUGAAGUUCACAGAACUUCACAUGAAAAUCAAAUUAGAACAAGUCUGGCUGGUGUUGAAAGAAUGCAAAUAGAUAGUUCGGUACAAUUUGAUGGCGUGGGUGGUCAUUCUGAACACAUUUCAUCUUUAAAAGAGAUGAUCAUUUUGCCGUUGCUUUAUGCUGACGCCUUUGAGAAAAUGAAACUUAACCCUCCCAGAGGCUGUCUAUUCUAUGGUCCACCAGGGACUGGAAAGACACUGCUUGCUCGUGCACUUGCUAAUGAAUGUAGCAGAAGUGACAGGAAAGUAACCUUUUUUAUGAGAAAUGCUGCCGACUGCAUGAGUAAAUGGAUAGGAGAGUCUGAACAACAGCUUCGUUUAGUAUUUGAGCAGGCCUACCAGAUGCGACCUUCAAUUAUUUUCUUUGAUGAGAUCGAUGCUCUUGCUCCCACACGGUCCAGUAAACAAGACCAAGUUCAUAGCUCUGUUGUGGGGACACUUCUGACACUUAUGGAUGGCUUAGCCAGCAGAGGAGAGGUUGUGGUUAUUGGAGCCACCAACAGACUGGAUUCUAUAGAUCCUGCUUUACGAAGACCCGGACGCUUUGAACGAGAAUUCCGUUUCAGCUUACCAAAUGAAGAGCAGGAGAGACAAGAGAUUUUCAAAAUUCACACACGAGGCUGGAAGAAGCCAUCAGACAACUUACUUGAAGAGCUGGCUGAGAAAUGUGUUGGAUACUGUGGUGCUGAUAUUAAGGCCUUAUGUGCUGAAGCUGGCCUCUGUGCUUUGCGCCGCUGUUAUCCUCAGAUACAUGAAAGUGACAAGAGACUGAAGAUAGAUGCCACUUCCAUUGAAGUAACAGCAAAGGAUUUUGCCAUGGCCAUGCAGAAGAUUGUUCCAACUUCACAGAGAGCUGGAGCUUCACCUGUACGAGCACUACCACCUAUUUCAAAGCCGCUGUUAGAAAACACUCUGGAAAGAACUUUACAAGCCUUGCAGAGAGCAUUUCCCCAUGCAGAACUUGCACUGAAGAAGGACCAAGGAAAUGAUGUGAUGGACAAUGAAGAAUCACCAUCAGUUUCUAGAAAGAUGCCAACUCAUAAAAUUUCUGGUAGAAAAAAGGCAGAAUUCCACACUUUUAGCAGCAAUCCUCCUUACCAGCCAACAUCUUUCAGGCCACGGUUCUUAAUAGUUGAAGAGCCAGGAUCUGGGCAAGCUUUUGAUUUGGCAUCUGCAGUAAUACAUGCCCUGGAAAAGUUUCCAGCUUAUACACUAGACCUAAUGACUUUGUUUGUUAGCAGCACAUCACAGGAAGAAACAUGUUCACAGAUAAAAGCAUUGUUUGAUAAUAAUCGUGAAGAAGUUUUCAAAAUCCCGCGGCCUACCUGUGCUGAAAGAAGAGGGUUUUUUGAGGAUUUGGUCAUGAAGCAAGCUGCUGAACCUCCUGCAUCAAAAACCAAUGCAGAUUCACGGGUACACCGUGUGACUCAUGCGAGAUGUUCUCAGGUGGAUGAGCAACUGCGACAAGUGUUGGAUUCUAUUGUUGAGGCAACUGAAAGCGUCAGUAUAUCGAGCAUGGAAAAACUAUAUUCUAUCCUUAGCCUGUGCAUUUACCGACAUCGAGAUGAUGCUGACAAAACUGAAUUAGUGACGGAAAUGAAGAAAGAAAUUGCAGCCCUCAGUUGGCUGUGAUACUUGACUUCAGCAUACUUCACAUACUGUAAUGUUCAUAUAU